AUGCCAACAAGAAUUUCUUCUGUUUAUCAUCAUGAUUAUCAUUUUAUAAAUUAUUAUAUUUCAUUAGGUGAUUCAUAUGCAGCGGGUGUUGAAAUUACUGGACCUUCUCCUGAAAAAUAUACUACUUCAGCUUAUUCAUAUGUAGAUGCUUUAUAUGAUCUGUUAAAAGCGAAAUACAAAAAUCUUGAAUUGAUAAAAUUGGGAAUUAGUGGUAAAACAAGUGAUGGCCUUAUUAAUGAUGAAUUAACAAAUUUUAUGAAAUCCCAUUAUGGAUUAACAAAAUUUAUUACAAUUACUAUUGGAACUAAUGAUAUGCAUAUCUGCAAAAAUGAUGCCAGCGAAUGUUUUAAUAAAGCUCUUAAUAAUUUAACUAAUAAUUUAAAGAAUAUUAUAAUUCCACAGUUGAAGGAAGCAGGCGGUGAGAAUGUACAUUACAUGGCUUCCACAUACUAUCUGAAUCCUUUGUUAGAUGAUAGAUUAAUCGAUAUUUACAGUAAGAAUGGGUUUAAGGUAGUGGAUCUCAGAACUAUUAUUACAGACUAUACUAGAUGUAGUUACACUUAUACGUGCACGCAUAAUAAUAGUCAUCCAAAUGAAGAUGGCAGUUAUGCAAUUGGUAAAGCUUUCUAUGAGAUAAUUUGA
Molecule: messenger RNA, 642 nt
Organism: Dentiscutata erythropus
Lineage: Eukaryota; Fungi; Glomeromycota; Glomeromycetes; Diversisporales; Gigasporaceae
Source: the annotation of a GenBank genome assembly